This is a messenger RNA of Peniophora sp. CBMAI 1063, 840 nucleotides long. The record is from the annotation of a GenBank genome assembly. Lineage: Eukaryota; Fungi; Basidiomycota; Agaricomycetes; Russulales; Peniophoraceae.
AUGUCCUCCGAACCAGCGACUGUCUCCACUACGCUCUCCUACUUCGUGCCGCCUGAAGACGGUUCGAAGCCAUAUCAGUACAUUAACGCGGAUUCGACGUCGGGAGAGCGUCAGAGGAACUUUGGGCGGGCGGACGAAGUCGUGCAGAUUGAGAAUCUGCGUGGGCGCGAGGAUUCGGUGUCCCUGGACAAGAACGGUUUCCAUUUCUUCCGCCACCCUGCAAAGCAUACUAGCUUCGCGAAUGACCAGGAGAUCAAGGACGAGUACUACCCUGAGAGCGCCGACUUCAUCAAGCAAGUCACCGGCGCGAGCCGUGUCGUCUUCUUCGACCACACGCUCCGUCGUCACUACGCCGAGAAGACGGAUGACACCCCUGACAGCCGCCAGCCGGUGCAAGGCGUGCAUGUUGACCAGACGCCUGCAUCUGCUGCUGCACGCGUGCAUCGUCAUCUGCCCGCUGAGGACGUAGAUCGCCUGCUUGCCAAGCGCUUCCAGAUCAUCAACUUGUGGCGUCCCAUUCACCAUGCCGCGUAUGACUUCCCUUUGGCGCUCUGUGACUACUCUACGGUUGAUACGCACAAGGACCUGGUCCCAACCGCGCUGAAAUACCCUGACCGCGACGGCGAGACCUUUGGCGUGAAGUACAACCCCGCUCACGGUUGGAAGUACGUGCGCGGGUUGACGCCCGAGGAGGGCGUCCUGAUCAAGUGCUUCGACUCUAUUCAGGACGGAAGCGUCGCCGUGCUUACCCCGCACACUGCGUUUGUGGACCCCACGACGCCUGCCGAUGCUCCGAGGCGCGAGUCCAUCGAGCUCCGCGCCCUCGUGUUCUACGAUUGA